Messenger RNA from Drosophila sulfurigaster albostrigata, 2790 nucleotides. RefSeq names its product glutaminase kidney isoform, mitochondrial (gene GLS). Bases 185 to 2380 code for a protein of 731 amino acids. The record is from RefSeq and is a predicted model, not a curated record. Gene Ontology annotation, molecular function: protein binding; glutaminase activity. The transcript is spliced from 7 exons. Lineage: Eukaryota; Metazoa; Arthropoda; Insecta; Diptera; Drosophilidae. Gene Ontology annotation, biological process: L-glutamine catabolic process.
AGUAGUCAAAGAGAACGCAUGUGCAGAAAAGCGACCACGCACAAAUAAAAUAAAUAUAAAGAAAAAAAUAACAUAACGAGCUACACGAAAGGUUAACAGUUUGAAGUAGAGAAGAAAGCAGAGUUGAGUUAAAUACACAACAUCAUCGGGCCCCAAAAGUCAUUAGUGAAGAGUGUCUGUGAUAAUGUUUAAAGGUGUUCCAACGCUUGCGAAUCUUAAUCUGCGAUUGCUGAAGAGUCAGGUCAAAACUCCACGCCUCACGCUGGUCAAUGGCCUAGUGCUGGUGCGACGCAACAAGGCAACGGCUACCUCUCUGGACAUCGCCGACGCGGAUCCCAAGACCGAUCAGAUUAAUCUCGAUGUCUAUAGUCAGGAGGACCUCUUGAAACGCGCCAGAUUUGGGCAUACGGGCAAACAGGUUCAAAAGAAAAUCGCAUCUGAGAAGAAAUUGCGAACUCCACCACUAUUGGACUUGGUGUUUGCCAAUCGGAAAUUAUCCUUUUAUGAUCCCAGCUCUGGACCGAAGCAACGCGAGGAACAUGCCAAACUGGAACAGCGACGCAACUAUUCGAUGAGGCCUCAUCGCGAGCAGGAGCAACGCAAUGCCGAGGAUGUGUUGUUCGAUAUGUUCGCCAGCGAGGAGACUGGACUCAUAUCGAUGGGCAAAUUUCUGGCCGGACUAAAGACCACAGGAAUUCGACGCACCGAUCCUCGUGUGCGCGAGUUAAUGGACAACCUCAAGAAGGUGCACAAGCUGAACAACUACGAGACAGGAUCCUCGGCAGAGACUCAGCAUCUAAAUCGCGAGACCUUCAAAGCUGUCGUUUCGCCAAAUAUUGUGCUCAUUGCCAAAGCAUUCCGUCAGCAGUUUGUGAUCCCCGAUUUCUCUAGUUUCACCAAGGACAUUGAGGAGAUCUAUUGCAACUGCAAGUCUAAUACGCUCGGCAAAUUGGCCGAUUACAUUCCCCAGCUGGCACGCUACAGUCCCAACUUUUGGGGCGUCAGCAUCUGCACUGUGGAUGGGCAACGCUUCUCCAUUGGCGAUGUCGACGAGCCCUUCACACUUCAGAGUUGCAGCAAGCCCCUGACCUAUGCCAUUGCCCUGGAGAAGCUCGGGCCCAAGGUGGUGCAUUCCUUUGUCGGCCAGGAACCGAGUGGUCGCAACUUCAACGAGCUGGUUCUCGAUCAGAAUAAGAAACCUCAUAAUCCCAUGAUCAAUGCGGGUGCCAUACUUACUUGCUCUUUGAUGAACGCACUGGUCAAGCCGGACAUGACCUCUGCUGAGAUCUUUGAUUAUACCAUGUCAUGGUUCAAGCGCUUGUCUGGUGGCGAAUACAUUGGCUUCAACAAUGCUGUGUUCCUCUCGGAACGUGAGGCUGCAGAUCGCAACUAUGCCUUGGGCUUCUAUAUGCGCGAGAACAAGUGCUUCCCGAAGCGCACUAACUUGAAGGAAGUGAUGGACUACUAUUUCCAGUGCUGCUCCAUGGAAACCAAUUGCGAAGCCAUGUCUGUGAUAGCUGCCAGUCUGGCCAAUGGUGGCAUUUGUCCCACCACUGAGGAGAAGGUCUUUCGGCCUGAAGUCAUCCGGGAUGUGCUCUCGAUUAUGCACUCUUGCGGCACUUACGACUACUCGGGUCAGUUUGCCUUCAAGGUGGGCUUGCCAGCCAAGUCUGGUGUGAGCGGUGGCAUGAUGCUGGUCAUUCCCAAUGUGAUGGGCAUCUUUGCCUGGUCGCCGCCUCUUGAUGAUCUGGGCAACACUGUGCGCGGUCUACAAUUCUGCGAGGAGCUGGUCAACAUGUUCAAUUUCCAUCGCUACGAUAACCUGAAACAUCUUUCCAACAAGAAGGAUCCGCGCAAGCAUCGCUACGAGACCAAAGGUCUCUCCAUUGUCAAUCUGCUCUUCUCGGCAGCGAGUGGUGAUGUCACCGCAUUGCGUCGUCAUCGCCUCUCGGGCAUGGACAUCACACUGGCCGACUAUGAUGGACGCACUGCUCUGCACUUGGCUGCCUCCGAGGGUCACUUGGAGUGUGUGAAGUUCCUGUUGGAGCAGUGUCAUGUUCCACACAAUCCCAAGGAUCGUUGGGGUAAUCUGCCCGUCGACGAGGCCGAGAACUUUAAUCACUCGGAUGUUGUUGAGUACCUUAAGAGCUGGGCUGAGAAGGUGAAGGAUGCACCCGAGGAAUGUUUCCCCGAAGCUGUGACCACCAAAACAGCAGCCGAUGAGGAGAUUUCAACCGACACUGUAACCAGUCCAGAUCGCAGUGGCAACACCAGUCCCGUACCUUCAGAGGCUGGCUUCAGGAGCCCCAGUCCAGUGUCCUCGGAGUCGGACAGCACGGCGAGUGUUGCCAGCGUGGACAAAACCAAGCCAGGUCUCUAAGCAGAUAGCAAGCAAGUGAAAGAAGAGAGAGCGCGAGAGAGAUUGAAAGAUACGAGACAUAGAGCUGUAUUGACAGAAGAUAUACAUACAUACCUGUAGAAUCUCGACUAAAUUAUUGCUUUAUAAUCUAGUUAAUACAUGAUUUUUAGUUAGCUAUCAAGUUGUGGAACUUGUAAUUCUAUUCAUUGUAAGCCCAACAUACCAUACCACUAUAUCAUAUAUACUAUUAUACACGUACAUAAGAAAAUUAGUUGAUGUGUACAUAUUUAUUAUUUACGCUUCUCCGAUCAAGCUGAAUAGCGGCAUUUGUACUACUACAAUUCGUAUGUGUAGGGCUUAGAUAGAUACCCACUUUUAUGGUGCAGAGUUAUCGAGAGCAAUGACAAUAAAAAUGUAUUUAAAAAUAUGAA